Molecule: messenger RNA, 1489 nt
Organism: Nothobranchius furzeri (turquoise killifish)
Lineage: Eukaryota; Metazoa; Chordata; Actinopteri; Cyprinodontiformes; Nothobranchiidae
Gene: mapk13
Product: mitogen-activated protein kinase 13
Biological process (GO): protein phosphorylation; intracellular signal transduction
Cellular component (GO): cytoplasm; nucleus
Molecular function (GO): MAP kinase activity; ATP binding
Source: RefSeq, a predicted model, not a curated record
UACAGUGUUUUGCUUUUCUGUCUUAAGUCAUGUGACAAGUGAGCAAGAGGAGGCAGGUGAAGUUUUCUGUUGCUUCGCCUGCUCCUCUUCAUCAUGGAGGCUCGGUCACAUUUCUACCGACAAGAAAUCAACAGCACGAUGUGGGAAGUUCCGGAGAAAUACACGCGCCUCAAACAGGUCGGAACCGGGGCGUACGGAUCGGUUUGCUCAGCAAUAAUUGAGAAGACUAAAGAGAAAGUGGCCAUCAAGAAGCUCCACAGGCCCUUCCAGUCAGAAAUAUUUGCUAAGAGGGCUUAUCGAGAGCUCCGGUUACUCAAGCACAUGAAACAUGAGAAUGUGAUAGGACUUCUGGAUGUGUUUACACCUUCCUUAGGCUUUGAUGACUUCCAGGACUUCUAUCUGGUGAUGCCCUUCAUGUUUACUGACCUGUCGAAGGUGAGAGGUCAGCUCUCUGAAGACAAAGUCCAGUUUCUUGUCUAUCAGAUGCUCUGUGGACUCAGGUACAUCCAUAAGGCAGGAAUCAUCCACAGGGAUCUUAAGCCUGGAAACUUGGCUGUUAAUCAAGACUGCGAACUAAAGAUCCUGGACUUUGGGCUGGCUCGUAGUACCGACGCAGAGAUGACAGGCUACGUGGUGACCCGUUGGUACCGGGCGCCUGAGGUCAUUCUGAACUGGAUGCACUACACCCAGACUGUGGAUAUUUGGUCUGUAGGUUGCAUCAUGGCAGAAAUGAUCAACGGGAAAACCCUCUUCAAAGGAAAAGACUACAUGGACCAGCUGACUCAAAUCAUGAAAGUGACUGGAGUACCUGGACCAGAGUUUAUUCAGAAACUGGAAAGCCAAGAGGCUAAAACUUAUAUAAAGUCCCUUCCUCGUUACCCAAGAAAAGACUUCUCAACAUUGUUUCCUGUAGCCAGUGAAAGGGCCAUCGAGCUGCUUGAAAAGAUGUUGGUUCUGGACGGAGAUGAGAGGCCCACUGCUGAACUUGCUCUGGAGCACCCGUACUUUGACAGCUUACGGGACCCCGAUGACUUUCCUGAGCCUAAGCCUUAUGAUGACAGCUAUGACAAUGCAACACUGGCCCUGGAUGAGUGGAAACGGUUAUGUUUCAAAGAGGUAAAAAGCUUUGUGCCAUUCCCACGGAGAGACUCCAAGAGGAAAAACACUCUGACUAUGACUCCUUGAUCUGAUGAAUUCAAUCCACUUCCUGGCGGCCCAACUUUCACAGCAUACAGGCGACUGUGCCCUUGUUUAUUCCACACCCACACUAUUUCCUCCACUUUUGCUUUAUUUAGAUUUUUAAUCAAUGUUAAGAAUUGUGCUUUAUUUUAAAACUGCUCUCUUCUUUUUAUGUAUUGUGGAAUAAUUUCCUGAGUGUAGAUUGUUACACAUUCCCUUUCAGUGUUGCAAAGUAUUUGUCACUAAAAGCUAACAGGUUUCCUGUAGGGUUUACUGUAAAACAGGUUUACAAUUAAACAAUGUGAUACAA